This is a messenger RNA of Calidris pugnax (ruff), 972 nucleotides long. Its product is annotated as uroplakin-3b-like protein. The record is from RefSeq and is a predicted model, not a curated record. Lineage: Eukaryota; Metazoa; Chordata; Aves; Charadriiformes; Scolopacidae. The coding region runs from base 1 to 972 and encodes 323 amino acids. The transcript has 6 exons.
AUGCCACGAGCGUGGCAGUUCUCAGCACACCUCGCCAGCGGGCGCUCAGGUGUAGCAAAUGUUCUCCCCCCCCCCUCGGGGAAACGAGCCCGACCUGUUUGCCAGCGGGGCCGUGGCUGGCGCAGGAAUGUGGGCGGUUGGCGGCCGCAGGCGGGUCCCGCGGGGACGCGGAGCCCAAACGCCCGCACUCCUGCCCUCGGCACCCAGGCGCCCACAACGAUGCUCCCGCUGCUCCUCCUGCUCCUGGCGACGGCCCGCGGGCUGGAUGCCAUCCCCACCGUGGGCAAGCCAAGCCUGGCCAACACCUUCCUGGGGGGCCGGACCACCGCCUCCACCUUCGUGCUGGAGCAGCCCCGCUGCAUCUUCACCAAUCUACGAGACGACACCAUCAUCUGGCUGGUGGUGGCCCUCCCCGAGGCCGUUCCCAACUUCGACAACAAGGUGGAGCCUGGGGGCUCCGGGCGGGAGUUCCAGAAGUUCCCCAACACUACCCUCGCCUACAUGACCCUCAACACCACCAUCUUCAACUACCCCUGCGUCAACAACAGCAGGGACAUCACGGUGCUGCGCGUGGGCAGCGAGACCAGCUGUGCCAAGGAUGCCUCCAGACCCACCUGCAACGGCCCCCUGCCCAGCCCUGGGCCAUACCAGGUGAAGUUCCUCGCCCUGGAUGGCUCCGAGCCUGUGGCCCAGACAGGCUGGUCAGAUCCCAUUUCCCUGAGAAAAGGUACCUCUGCCAGCAUGCUCUUCCUGCUCCUUGAGCGAUUCACCCCAGCACUGAACCUGGAGGAGGGUGUCCCCAGCCCAGAGCUGGCCCAAUCCUACCUGGCCAAGCGGGACGCUGCGCUGAGCCCCUCGGCCCCGCCCACGCCCGGCUCGGCCCCGCCCACGCCCGCCUCGGCCCCGCCCACUCCCGUUCAGGCCCCGCCCACUCCCGCCCAGACCCCACCCCUUGGCCGACAGCCGAUAUAA